Morchella importuna is the source of this 387-nucleotide messenger RNA. RefSeq lists its product as uncharacterized. The record is from RefSeq and is a predicted model, not a curated record. The transcript is spliced from 3 exons. Bases 1 to 387 code for a protein of 128 amino acids. Lineage: Eukaryota; Fungi; Ascomycota; Pezizomycetes; Pezizales; Morchellaceae.
AUGACCAGACCACCCCAAGUAUCCACCUUGCCCUCGCAACAUGAAACUGCACCCCGGAAGCAAUAUUAUCAUCAGCACAACAGACCGGGACAGGUCCACUCAAUUUUAGGCGGUGGAGCAGGCAGGCCAGUAAGAUCGGCCGAUUCUAAAUCGAUACUGCCGGAGGGAGAACUCUGUCAAGGGUGGGCGAUGAGCUGUAUACAGGUCCACAGACGGCGUGCGCAGCCUACGACUGCCUCCUCGAGGUUGAUGGCACAAGAUGUUCAUCACGAUGGUCAUGAUGAUGCUGACUCCACCGGGGAUCAAGAAUUGGCGCUGUGGUUUUGUUAUAACCAAGCCCUGCACGGGGUCCAAGGAUGGACCCGGGCUGGCGUCGAUUGCCUUUGA